ACUCUCCAUGGCACAAUUCGCAUAGAGGCGCUUUCUUCUUUGCAGUGAUUAGGCAGCAAAGUGACCUUCCUCUCUCUGGCUUCGGUGGCUUUGUAUUUUGAGGUAACUAACACAAUGUCGCUGAGGCGUUUCUUAGGCUUUUCUGAUGGUGAGGUCAUGAGGUCUGACGCAAAACCUUGUUCUCGGCUAAUGAGGCACACGGCUGGAAUCUGUAGUGUUGGGGGAGCAUUAGGAUUUUGGAUCCUUUGUCGACUGCAUUAUGGUCCUCGAAUUACAAAUCCUAGGAGCCUUCGUUGGGCAGCAUGUGGAGCUGUAACUGUAAGCUCAAGCACGGCUUUACUGGUUCGUUUAUUUAGUCCUGAAUGUGAGCCCCAGAAUAUAGCUGCUUACGACAAUAAAAAGUAACACUGAUAUUGUCACCCCUUUCAUAUUUCACUGUUAGUUAAUAUAAAAAAGGGGAAAUUAUGAGUUUUUGAGAACCUUUUCUCCCCAGGAAAUGGACCAACAUAUUGAAAUCACAUCACUCUUGUAGCAUUAUAAUAUACUUGAUUAGCUAGGUUGCAAAUAUAUUGCAUAUGUAAGGUUUAUGGAAUGGAUUAGGCUAAUUAUUCUCAUUAUGAAUUGCUAUUAGAAA
Molecule: messenger RNA, 634 nt
Organism: Vigna unguiculata (cowpea)
Lineage: Eukaryota; Viridiplantae; Streptophyta; Magnoliopsida; Fabales; Fabaceae
Product: 40S ribosomal protein
Source: RefSeq, a predicted model, not a curated record